Messenger RNA from Thrips palmi, 806 nucleotides. RefSeq names its product 39S ribosomal protein L35, mitochondrial (gene mRpL35). Gene Ontology annotation, biological process: translation. Gene Ontology annotation, molecular function: structural constituent of ribosome. The transcript is spliced from 4 exons. The record is from RefSeq and is a predicted model, not a curated record. The coding region runs from base 131 to 721 and encodes 196 amino acids. NCBI's taxonomy places the organism in Eukaryota, Metazoa, Arthropoda, Insecta, Thysanoptera, Thripidae. Gene Ontology annotation, cellular component: mitochondrion; ribosome.
GCCACACAGAAGAGUUAACCACAAAAUGCAAAAUUUGGCAGAUUUGUCCGAGGGCCUUUAACCGUAGAAGCAUUAUUCGCACGUGAGCCGCAAGCUUCUGCUGUGCGCUGUGCUUCAUUACGAGAUUACGAUGUUACGUUCUUUGGUUAAUUCCUGUCUUCGGGUGGGUGUGUCAUCUCGUGCACUUCAAGAUAAUGUAGUGAGCCAUGGAUACAACUUUUUCAAACCGCAGUUAGCGAGGUGUUUCAGCACAGUUUUGCUUCAAAACCCAAAUGGAUUUGGCAAUGAAGCAUCAUCCUUACGCAACAUUAAUAUGUUGGAUAACUCUCUAAGAUUACCAGUCCUUGCUCCUCUCCUCCUACAGCAACAAUCUCGUACAGUAACUAAAUUUUCUUUGGGAAGGGGAAAACGACAAACUGUGAAAUCUGUGCCUGCCCGCUUCUACCGACUGGAUUGGGGUAUCUGGAUUCGUCGUAUAGCAGGAGCUCACAAAAAAUUAUGGAAGAAAAGCAUGAAGAGAAGAAUGCGACUAGAACGACAUGUACUUGUCAAUUCUACAAGAAGUUACAUGUUUGAUAAAAUGGUGUCCAAGUAUUGGCGUACCCCAAAACACUGGGUAGAUGACCCUUAUGCACCUUACCACAAAAGAGAAGACUAUUUCUGCACCAGAAAGGAACCCAGGCCUCUUCCCGCUGGUGUCACUUUCCCUUUAGAGAAAUAGUUCUUGUGAUUGUAUAUGACCUGUAACAAUGUCCUGCUGUAUCGUUUAUCUUUUGUUAAUAAAUUUCUAUCCUAUAUGGACCAUA